AUGCAUUCGACAACGCGACGUUUGGCCCUGGCCGGUCUCCUGGUGGCUCUGGGUGUCACCGCCUUUGCCAAGCCACACGGCAGCUGGAGCAGCGGAGGCAGCAGCGGUGGAGGCGGCGGUGGCUGGUCCUCGGGAGGCAACAAGAUCAGCAUCAGCGCCUGGCCCUCUAGCGGUGGUAGCGGCUGGCAGAGUGGCGGAGGAAGCAGCGGCUGGCCCAGUGGAGGGGGAAGCAGUGGAUGGUCCUCGGGUGGAUCCUCGGGCUGGCCCAGCGGUGGAGGCGGCGGGAGCUCUGGAUGGAAAGUGAGCUCGGGCGGCGGAGGUGGAUCCGGCUGGUCGAGUGCCUUAUCCGGCCUAUCCGACUGGAAGUCCCAAGCCUUGACAAGCCUCAGCAGCCUCAGCAGCGGCUGGAAGAGCGGUGGUGGCGGAGGCGGAGGCUGGUCAAGCGGUGGAGGCGGGGGCAGUGGUUGGAAGAGUGGCGGCGGCAGCGGAGGCAGCGGCUGGAAGAGCGGCGGCGGCGGGGGCGGAGGUUGGAAGAGCGGCGGUGGCAGCGGAGGCAGCGGAUGGUCCUUGGGCAGCAGCUCCUCGGCCUGGCCCAGCAAGAGCAGCAGUGGCUGGUCCUCCGGCGGCAGUGGAGGUGGCGGCGGCUGGAGCUGGUGA
Molecule: messenger RNA, 657 nt
Organism: Drosophila pseudoobscura
Lineage: Eukaryota; Metazoa; Arthropoda; Insecta; Diptera; Drosophilidae
Product: glycine-rich cell wall structural protein 2
Exons: 2
Coding region: 1-657 (218 amino acids)
Source: RefSeq, a predicted model, not a curated record